UGAUUCUUGCCGAGUGUGCUUCUCUGCCACCAGAUGCCGCUUAAUUACCUCCAAUAAUUCAUCAUAGCCUUCCACUUCCUGCCCGAACAGUUCAGUUCAGGAAGAAGAAAUAAUGGCGACGCUUCUGGGGUCUGAGUCCCCUUGUACUGGAGGAAAACGAAGAAAUUGCAACGGCAAUGUCGUCACAAAGUUCACGACUAGUAAAAUAACUGGUCAGGGUUUCAGUCGAGGGACACAGCUCCCAGGAGGCCUGCUCCAGGAGAGAGAUAAACGGGCCAAGUGGCAUGGCAUCCCAACUCUGCUGCAGAGGCUCUACGAGAGCAGCCAUCCCAACAGUGACCUCUCCCAUGCCCACAGCUUUCUUAAGGUUCUAUCAUCCCAGCUCUCUAUGGAGGCCAUGUCUUUUGUCACAGAGGACCGGAAGACCGCUCAGGAAUCUACCUUUCCCAACACGUACACCUUUGACCUCUUUGGUGGAGUCAAUCUGCUUGUGGAGCUCUUGAUGAGACCCACAUUAACUAUGCAGAAGAAAAAAGCCAACAUGAAUGAUGACUUGGUCAAGGACUGCCUUAGUGUUCUCUACAACUGUUGUAUAUGUACAGAGGGGGUCACAAAGAGCCUGGCAGCAAGGGAUGACUUUGUUCUGUUUCUCUUCACCCUGAUGACAAACAAGAAGACGUUCCUACAGACUGCUACACUAAUUGAAGAUAUACUUGGAGUCAAAAAGGAAAUGAUCCAGUUAGAGGGCAUCCCCAACCUGUCAGGCCUGGUCCAAAGCUUUGACCAACAACAACUAGCCAACUUCUGCCGUAUCCUAUCUGUCACUAUCUCAGAACCUGAUGUUGGAAACGACGAUAAGCACACUCUGUUGGCCAAAAAUGCACAGCAGAAAAGCAAUGCUAGUCCCUCACGGGCCGAGGUCAACCAGGUAACCCUGCUGAACAUCCCUGGCUUCAUUGAGCGGCUGUGUAAGUUGGCCACUAGAAAGGUGUCUGAGGCCACAGGAGCUAACUUCCUGCAGGAGCUGGAGGACUGGUACACAUGGCUAGACAAUGCUCUGGUCCUGGACGCCCUCAUGCAGAUGGCUACUGAGGAGGCUGAACAAAGCAGUACAGAGUCAUCAGAUGAGAGUUCCCUGGCCACCAGCCCUCUGAGACAUCGACUGCCCCAGUCCAUGAAGAUUGUCCAUGAGAUCAUGUAUAAAGUAGAAGUGCUCUAUGUGCUAUGUGUCCUCCUUAUGGGCCGACAGAGGAACCAGGUCCACAAGAUGCUAGCAGAGUUUCGUCUCAUCCCAGGGCUCAAUAAUCUGUUUGACAAGCUGAUCUGGAGGAAAUACACUGCCUCAAAUCAUGUAGUCCAUGGCCAAAAUGAGAACUGCGACUGUAGUCCAGAAAUAUCCUUCAAAAUCCAGUUCUUGCGGCUACUUCAGAGCUUCAGUGAUCACCAUGAGAAUAAAUACCUCCUACUGAACAGCCAGGAGCUGAAUGAACUGAGUGCCAUAUCCAUGAAGGCUAACAUCCCUGAGGUGGAAGCACUGGUCAACACAGACCGAAGUCUAGUGUGUGACGGGAAGAAGGGCCUUCUCACACGCCUUCUCACGGUCAUGAAAAGGGAACCUCCUGACUCGUCAUUUAGAUUCUGGCAGGCAAGGGCAGUGGAAAGUUUUCUCAGAGGAGCCACUUCCUAUGCAGACCAAAUGUUCCUCCUGAAGAGGGGACUACUAGAGCACAUCCUGUUUUGCAUCAUAGACAGUGGCUGUACGUCUCGAGAUGUCCUACAGAGCUACUUUGAUCUGCUUGGAGAGCUCAUGAAGUUUAACAUUGAUGCCUUCAAAAGAUUCAACAAAUAUGUCAACACUCCAGAGAAGUUUCAGACCUUCCUGACGCAGAUCAACAGUUCUCUGGUGGACUCUAACAUGCUGGUGCGCUGCAUUGUCCUUUCAUUGGACCGCUUUGAGAGCCAGACUGAAGAUGUCAAAGUGGUGGAGGUGCUCUCUGAAUGCUGCCUGUUGUCCUACAUGGCCAGAGUUGAGAACAGGCUGGCCUUCCUCUUCCGUCUGAUCAACAUCAUCAACGUACAGACACUCACACAGGAGAAUGUGAGCUGUUUAAACACCAGUUUGGUGAUCUUGAUGCUGGCCAGAAGAAAGGCAAAACUGCCUUUCUACCUCAACGCCCUGCGGGAGAAGGAGUAUGCCGAAAAGUACCCAGGCUGCCUACUCAACAACUUCCACAACCUGCUUCGCUUCUGGCAGCGCCACUACCUCAACAAGGACAAAGACAGCACCUGUCUGGAGAACAGCUCCUGUAUCCCCUUCAGCUACUGGAAGGAGACUGUGUCAGUGCUGCUGGGCUCAGACAGGACUUCUCUGUGUGCCAUAGCAAGCUACAUUGAUGAACCCUACAUGGAUCUGGACAGAGACCUGCUGGAAGAUUGACCUCCAGUUUGUUCACUUAGUGAGCACGGGGUGGGACAGGGCAGAAGGUCACAGGAGCAUGGACACCUAAAGCUGGUGAUAUCUCCGCUGAGCCAUCCAGGCACUUUGACUGUGUUCUGGGUGUAAAGACUUGCCUGUUUUUGUCUGUACCUUUUGCAUUGAGGGUGUCAUCACAAACGUGAUGAGAUGUAAUUUGCCUGGCUGUCGUCCUCUCACUAAGUUACCGACUUCUUCUUCAAAGGUAGAGGAGGAAACCUGUAUGCCCGCCCCACAUCGUUUGACAAUUAAGGGACCUUGUGAAAUGACACCUGCUUUGGUUGUUUGCUUUAGGUGAAAUUCAAA
Messenger RNA from Etheostoma cragini (Arkansas darter), 2779 nucleotides. RefSeq names its product transient receptor potential cation channel, subfamily C, member 4 associated protein a (gene trpc4apa). Gene Ontology annotation, molecular function: phosphatase binding. The record is from RefSeq and is a predicted model, not a curated record. Bases 113 to 2437 code for a protein of 774 amino acids. The transcript has 18 exons. Gene Ontology annotation, biological process: ubiquitin-dependent protein catabolic process. NCBI's taxonomy places the organism in Eukaryota, Metazoa, Chordata, Actinopteri, Perciformes, Percidae. Gene Ontology annotation, cellular component: Cul4A-RING E3 ubiquitin ligase complex.